AUGUCAGAUUACCUAUGUGAAGAGUUGAUUGUUAACAUAUUGAAAAGACUACCACCCAAAUCCCUCCUCCGGUUUAGAUCACUUUGCAAAAAAUUGUAUUCUUAUAUUUGUAGCCCCGAUUUCAUCCACAUACACACUUUUCAAUCCCAGCAAAAACUCUUAUUCAGACACGGAAGUAGUUACAAAAAUGAAGAACCAGACUUUUAUACAUUUCAUGGAGAAGAUGAAUUGCCAUUGUGCUUAGAACGUGGAUACAUUGGUAUGACUGCAGUUGAGUUUCCUUUUAGGAGAGAUUUCUGUAUUAUUGGUUCAUGUAAUGGAAUUCUAUGUGUGUUCGAUUAUUUAGAAGCAAAGUGUAUUAGUCUAUGGAACCCUUCAAUUAGGCGCAAAUUAACCUUACCUGAUUGUCCUCAUAGAUCCUUUUCUCGGGUACACACUGGAUUUGGUUUCGACCCAAUUACCAAUGAUUACAAGAUUGUGAGUAUACACAACCGAAGUUCAUUUGUUUAUGCCAUGAAGACAGGUACUUGGUGUGCAGUUGCUUCCCCUACUCCUUUGUUUCACGAGGUGUUAUCGAAUGCGUGUUUUGUGAAUGGAGCAUUGCAUUGGGUUGUAGAGGUAGAACCUUAUUUUAGUCAAUCAAAUGGCAUAGUCGAUAUUUGCUACAUAUUGACAUUCGAUUUGAGCACUCAUGUUUUUGGUACGAUUGCAUUGCUAGACACCAGUUGGGAAACACGAGAACUAACAACCAUCCAAGGUUCUCUAGCUGUGAUUUCUUAUUGUAUGGAUUAUCGUGAGGAUGAUGAUGAAAGUUGGAUUUGGAUGAGGAGAGUUGAUUCGUGGUCUUUGGUCUUUAAAUUGAAAACAAAUCAAGUUCAAGGAAGAAUAUAUAGAGUUUUGCAACUGACCAACAAUGGUGACUUGUUGUUCAACAUUUUUUUUGAGGGGUUCCAUGUUUGUAAGCCCAAUAUAGAGACUCGAUCAAGAUUAGUGGAUUUCAGUGCUGUUUCUUGCAUAGAUGACAUUGUUGUGUGUGUUGAGAGUCUACAAUUGUUAGACAUGGGGACUGCUUGUGAGGUAAAAGAGAAGCAAAAUUUGGUAUUAGAUGGACUUGAAUUCUUUUAA
Messenger RNA from Lactuca sativa (garden lettuce), 1125 nucleotides. RefSeq names its product putative F-box protein At3g16210. The record is from RefSeq and is a predicted model, not a curated record. Gene Ontology annotation, molecular function: protein binding. Lineage: Eukaryota; Viridiplantae; Streptophyta; Magnoliopsida; Asterales; Asteraceae.